Thermochaetoides thermophila DSM 1495 is the source of this 1536-nucleotide messenger RNA. RefSeq lists its product as uncharacterized. Gene Ontology annotation, cellular component: endoplasmic reticulum. Lineage: Eukaryota; Fungi; Ascomycota; Sordariomycetes; Sordariales; Chaetomiaceae. Gene Ontology annotation, molecular function: ubiquitin binding. The record is from RefSeq and is a predicted model, not a curated record. The transcript is spliced from 2 exons. Bases 1 to 1536 code for a protein of 511 amino acids.
AUGACCAACAGGGAGGGUUUCGAUUUGGGCCAACUUUCUGCAAGCCAACAGGAGGCUCUACAGCAAUACACAGAUGUUACUGGGCAAGAGAUUAAGGAUGCGAUUCCCCUGCUCGAGAGAUCGCAAUGGAAUGUUCAGAUAGCUGUCUCCAAGUUCUUCGACGGAGAAGGUCCCGACCUUUUUGCUGAAGCCCAAGCAGCUCAGAAUAAUAUUCCCCGAGCCGCCGCGCGGGUCGAAAACCUUCAUGAAGCGCUCAUCAUGGACGUGGGCAACCGACCGGCGCGGCCUAGACAACCAAGAACGGAACCAGCCCCUCGAGUAGUCCCUCAGUCGCCACACGUGUACCGUUCACCGUUCCUGGUCACCUUGCUUUUCGCUCCAUUUCGCAUGGGCUACAGUAUACUUUCCCGUGUUCUCGGCUCUAUCUUGUUUAUAUUCUCGCUUUUACCUCGCUCCCUCCGUGCUCGAUUUUUGUCUUCAUCUAUUGCCAAGGGACUCAGGCGGACCGAUGGAAGGAGGCUUACUCUGCCAAAAGAAACUGCCCAGAGGUUUAAGCGCGAGUUCGAGGAAGAGUAUGGGCCCAAUGAAGUCCCUUUUUUCGAAGGGGGGCAUGCCCAAGCUCUCGAUACAGCAAAGAGAGAUCUUAAAUUUCUUUUAACGGUAUUGAUCUCCCCAGAGCAUGAUGAUACGGAUUCUUUCGUUCGGGGUACGCUCCUAUCUUCUGAAGUUGUGAACUUCAUGAACGAUCCCGCAAACAAUAUCAUCGUUUGGGGAGGGAAUGUGUUGGAUUCAGAGGCAUAUCAAGUUUCCCGAGAAUAUGGUUGUACCAAGUUCCCAUUCUCCUGCGUGGUCUGCCUUACUCCUAAGGAGGGAAGCACACGAAUGGGCAUUGUCAAGCGCCUGGUUGGACCUAUGACACCAGAGGCAUACAUUUCCGGCAUCCAGAAUGCCAUCAACAAGUACGGACCAGACUUGAAUGCUGUCCGUGCGGAGCGCGCCGCUCAGGAGAUGGCUCGCACCUUACGUGAACAACAAGAUUCGGCGUAUGAACGGUCUCUGGCACUCGACCGAGAAAAGGCACGGCAAAAACGCGAAGCUGCUGCCGCCGCCGCUGCUGCAGAGCAGCAAGCACGAGAAAAGGCAGAAGCUGCCGCGCGUCUGCAGCGGUUACGGCAACAAUGGCGAGAAUGGAGAGCUACGACGAUCCCUUCCGAGCCAGACCCGACAAUCAAGGAUGCAGUACGUUUGGCCCUGAACAUGCCAGCUUCGUCCGGGGCUGGACGGAUCGUUCGCAGGUUUUCCAGUCAAACAACGCUGGAGGAGUUGUAUGCCUUUGUAGAGUGCUACGAUCUCUUGAAAGACGCAUCCAAGAAACUCACGGAGAAGCCCGAAGGGUACGAACACCACUACCGAUUCCAGAUUUCCUCGGUUAUGCCCCGAGAAACAUUCGAACCGAGCAACGCUGUCACCAUUGGUGAGAAGAUGGGUAGAGGAGGAAGUCUAGUGGUGGAGGACAUGCCUGACGAUGAUGAAUAG